UUGUUUUAAAAAUAUAAAGUAUAAGAAAAAAAUAGUUUAAACUUGAGGAGACAUGAGAAGCUAUUAAAAAUAACUAUCUGUUAUUUUUAAUAGUAUUCGUAGAGACUAAUGAAAAACUUAUUGGAACAAUGGAUGGAUAAAAAUAUAAAGGAUAAGUUUAUGCUACUUCAAAAGGAAGAAGAAAACGUUAUAUUGCGUGUUUUAAAGAGAAAAGAAUUCUAUAAAAGAAAAAAUAAAAGAAGCAUUGCGCGAAGCUGAAAAUCAAACGGAAUUGAUAUUGGGUGCCCUGCUUGAUAUAGUGGGUAUUUCAUCCCAUUGAGAGAAUUACAGUGACAUAAUCGACCUUGUAGUGUUAUAUUUGUUAAACUCAUUAAAUGUACGUUCUCGCGUCUGUAGCUCCAUCGAUUAUCACGCGUUUGUGAAUAGAAUGUUUUCAGCUUUUACAACCAGUUACUCGUGAUUGCGACGAUAUUUUUAAAUUCGCUGUUCAUAUCAUGGUUCUUCCAAAAAAGAUUAUAUUCGUGUUGUGACGAGCAUUUAAAUGGCGAGAAAUGACAAAAGAAAGCUAUCAACUAACGCGCGACAAUAAACCAGGACUGGAUAAUUCAAAGUUUGAAGAGACAAAAGUUUGCAGUCAUAAUAUUUUGUUAUACACAUGAAUUUUGCACCACUAUGCCUAUCCAAGACUAAUUUAUAGACAUUUUAUUCUAUUGUCUAUACACAUUUUAUAGUGUACAUAAAAAAUAAAAUAAUGCUUGGUCAAAAGACUGUACAAUCUACAAUUGUUGGAUUCUUAGCAAAGACAACAGACAAAAAUAUUCUGCAGUCUAGCACACCAAAAUCAGUAAAAGAAGAAAUAGUUAUAUCGGAUGUAUCAAAUACAAAGAAUAAAUCAUUAAAUAGUUCUUACAUCGACAAUAAAAAAAAAAUGGCUGGAGAUCUGAUGACAAUAGACUCAAUAAUAGAUCUUGAUAAUUACGAUAGUUCAGAUAGUUCAAAUUCAUGCAAAAGUCCAUUUAAAGCACAAACAAAUAGAAUCCAUGAAACAUCAGAAUCAUAUUAUAUUGAAAGUUCGAUGGAAGAAAAAGAGAGAAUUGCAAAAGAAUCCAGUAAUCCAGUUAAUAAUCUAUUGCAGAAUAGUACUGAUUCUACAAACUCUAUUAUUCCUGAGUCUUCUGACAGUGAGGAAGAUCAGAAAUGUAUCAGAAGACGCUUAUGUUUAAAUCGAAAACUGGAUAAAGUAUUAGCAGAAAAAGAUACAGAGCAACAAACUAAUAUAUCCAAAGCUAGUUGCUCUAUUGAUUGUAAUAAUAAACAUGCUCCUUCUAAUAAUGACACGUUAUUAAGUAAAAAUAGAAAAAAUGAUGUUGCUGAUGUAAUGUCAAGAAGUAUAGAAAGUAAACAUCAACAGACUCCUAAGAAAUAUAUCACUAAUAAGCAACAGAAAAAUUCCAUAAUUUCGGAUUCUGAUACUGAUAGUCCUCAUUCAAAGUACAGUAGCAAGGAAUCACCAAGAAAAGAAUGGGUAGGGCCUGAUAUUAAAUUAAAUUUGAAAGAUUUGGGUUUAAACAAGCAAUUAGAUCCAUGGAUCCAAUCCAUUCAGAAGAAACCAGUAAUGUCUGUGAUACCUACUACAAAGGAUAAAUUGAUAGAAAGACGUGAAAAUUUAAAGGACCUUCAAAUAGAAAUCCUAAGCAAGUUUUGCAUUGCGCUUGAAUUAAUCCCAUUACCGGUGUUGGAACAAUUCCCGAAAUUUGACUCAAACUGCUUUAAGAAGUUACAAGGUCUGCAUCGGCAUAUAAAAGCCAAAUUGCGUUUAGUUCAGACAAAGUUAUUACGUUUAGAAAAAGAUGAAGAAGAGGAAUUAUUAGCCUUUGCAUCUGAGGAAAGCGAAUUACCAGCCUUUGCAUCUGGAGUAUCAGCUGAUAUACCAGUAACAUAUGUGUCUGAGAAGUCUCAGAUAAGUAAUCAUGACAAUUCUAAUAUGUCAAGCACCUCGACAGCCAAAAAAUUAGAAUUCCAUCAAGUAUCAUCCAAUAUAUUAGAAUCAUGUACAAAAGAACAUAAUAGUAGUUUUGAAUCAUCAGCAAGUAAACCUUCCGAAAUCGCGGUUACGACUAAAAAAAGUACUUUUCAACUGAAAAGACCUGUUAAAGCAGUAUUAAAUACUGAUGUUUCUAAAACAAUAGAAGAGAUGUGGGAAAAGGAUCAACAAAUAUCUAGAAUAAUGAAUUCUUCAAUAGAUUCUGAACAUGCUUUUAAAGAUACAUUUAAUAGUGAUAUUACUGAUAGAAUUCCAAGCAGCAAUGAAAAAAGUAUACAUGUGCAAAGUAACAUCAAUGACAGUCCAGAUAAAUGGAUUAGCACCAAUAAGUCUCAUGGCAACCUUCAGACGUUUUCUGCAAAAGUUGAAACACUGACACAACAGAUAGAACAAUUCCCGGCUCUGGGAAAAGAUUGUAAUAUAGACACGGAUAAUGAUUGUACAGAUUUGCCUGAAAUUCAUCAUGCACAAAGCAGCAAGAGUGAUAAUAAAGCAAAAUCAAAAAUCGGAAAAUAUAGCGUGGAAAGUGGAAUAUUCACCGGUAAUUAUAAAAACGACGGCGUUAGUGGAGAAUUUGACGGUUUAACGUAUCGGCAUUCGCAAGAAUUAUCAAAGAUAUUUCGACAAAAGUUUGGGUUAUAUACGUUUAGACCAAACCAAUUACAAGCUAUUAAUGCAACAUUGUUGGGAUUUGACUGUUUUGUUUUAAUGCCGACUGGAGGUGGAAAAUCUCUUUGUUAUCAAUUACCUGCACUUAUAAGUACUGGACUAACAAUUGUUAUUUCACCGUUAAAAAGUUUGAUUUUAGACCAAGUUCAAAAACUUACUUCUCUUGAUAUUCCUGCGGCUCAUUUAUCUAGCUCCGUAACAGAUAAUCAAGCAGAAGCAGUGUACAGAGAAUUUUCCAAAAAAGAACCUGCUCUUAAGAUAAUAUAUGUAACACCGGAAAAAAUUUCUGCCUCACAAAAAUUUUGUAAUGCUCUAACUAUUUUAUAUGAGAGGAAUUUGUUGGCGAGAUUUGUUAUCGACGAAGCGCAUUGUGUUAGUCAAUGGGGCCACGAUUUUAGACCCGACUAUAAGAAAUUAAGAUGUCUCAGAGAUAAUUACCCUAAAGUACCAACAAUGGCUUUAACCGCAACAGCUACACCGCGUGUUAGAACAGAUAUUUUACAUCAAUUGGGUAUGUCCAACCCAAAAUGGUUUAUGUCGAGUUUUAAUAGACCUAACUUAAGAUAUAGCAUAAUUUCGAAAAAAGGAAAAAAUUGUUCUGAUGAGAUUGUGGCUAUGAUAAUGACAAAAUUCAAAAACGUCUGUGGUAUCGUAUAUUGCUUAUCGCGUAAAGAUUGUGAUGAUUAUGCCGCGCAUUUGAAGAAAAAUGGUAUUAAAGCAUUGAGUUAUCACGCUGGAUUAUCAGAUAAUCAAAGAAGUAACUGUCAAGGAAAAUGGAUUUCAGAUGAAGUACGUGUAAUAUGUGCAACUAUAGCUUUUGGAAUGGGUAUUGAUAAACCCAAUGUGCGCUAUGUGAUACACGCCGCCUUGCCAAAGUCCAUAGAAGGCUAUUAUCAAGAAAGUGGCCGCGCUGGUCGUGAUGGCGAGAUUGCAGAUUGCAUUUUGUUCUAUAAUUAUACAGAUAUGCAUAGAAUCAGAAAAAUGAUUGAACUGGAUAAUCCGAAUCCACAAGUUAUUGGUACGCAUAUGGACAAUUUAUUCAAAAUGGUGGCCUUUUGCGAAAAUACUACAGAUUGUCGUAGAUCAUUACAGCUUAAUUACUUCGGAGAAAUAUUUAAUAGAGAUCAAUGUAUCUCAAGUAAAGUGACUGCGUGUGAUAAUUGCAGAUGUAAGGAUGAGAUUACAAUGUUAGAUGUAACAGAAGAUGCAAAAGCAAUUAUGAAGGGUGUACGAGAUAUCAACAAUAAAAAAUUAUGCAGUCUUACAUUAGUAUAUUUAACAGAAAUUUUUAAGGGAUGUGAUCUUAAAAAAAUCAGAGAAUCAGGUCUUACAAACCAUCCUUUAUAUGGUCGCGGUAAAUCAUGGAAGAGGAACGAUAUAGAACGUCUUCUACAUUAUAUGGUACUUCAAGAAUAUCUACAAGAAAAUAUGUAUAUUAAUAAUGAGAUUGCUUGUGCAUAUGUAAAAAUCGGACCAAAAGCGAGUCAACUUAUGACGAAAAAUGAUAUAAAGAUACAAAUUCCCAUGAGGUCGUCCGACAAAACUACGAGUGGUGUAGCCACAGUUUCGACAGUUACAAAAGAAGUAGACGGUAUUAUAAAAGAAUUGCAAGAUCGUUGCUAUAGCGAGUUAAUGACUAUAAUAAGAGGAAUCGCUGGCGCAUUGGAUGUAUCUGCUUCUUCCAUUAUGAAUAUGGUAGCCGUUAGAGUUAUGAGCCAACGUUUGCCAGAGACAGAAGAAGCCAUGUUGCAAAUUCCACACGUCACUAAGGCUAAUUUCGUUAAAUAUGGCAAAGCUCUUUUAGACAUAACACAAAAAUAUGCAGCAGAAAAAACUGUAUUGUUAAACGAGGGUAAUGAACAAAAACGGGAAAGCGAUGAUGAUAAUGAUAAUACUUGGGAUGACAACAGUUCUAAUUUCUCUGGCAAUAACAGGAGUAAUACUCGCCGUGGCAGGAAGCGGAAGAUUGGUAGUAACUCUAGAAGUACUAAUAAAAGAUAUAAACGGGGUAGCUCGAGCACAUGGAGGGGGAAAAGUUCGUCAAGAGGCUCAAAAAGUAUAACAUCAAAACAAAAUGCCACUACAAAGAAAAUGGUAGGACUUGCCAGUUUCAGCCAAACAAAACAAUAUCUCGCAAAUCCUACCAGGUACAUGGACAUUCGUUAAUUGUUUUCAAUUUUUUUAUAAAUUACUUUAAUUUCAUGAUUAUGAGAUUUUGUACAAGUAUGGGAAUAAAAAUAUUUAAAUUUUUUGUAGCACUUAA
Messenger RNA from Odontomachus brunneus, 4976 nucleotides. RefSeq names its product Bloom syndrome protein homolog (gene Blm). NCBI's taxonomy places the organism in Eukaryota, Metazoa, Arthropoda, Insecta, Hymenoptera, Formicidae. The transcript has 17 exons. Gene Ontology annotation, biological process: DNA replication; double-strand break repair via homologous recombination. The coding region runs from base 752 to 4879 and encodes 1375 amino acids. Gene Ontology annotation, molecular function: four-way junction helicase activity; 3'-5' DNA helicase activity; nucleic acid binding. The record is from RefSeq and is a predicted model, not a curated record. Gene Ontology annotation, cellular component: nucleus; cytoplasm; chromosome.